Messenger RNA from Strongylocentrotus purpuratus (purple sea urchin), 1178 nucleotides. RefSeq names its product hydroxysteroid 11-beta-dehydrogenase 1-like protein (gene hsd11b1). The coding region runs from base 160 to 960 and encodes 266 amino acids. The record is from RefSeq and is a predicted model, not a curated record. NCBI's taxonomy places the organism in Eukaryota, Metazoa, Echinodermata, Echinoidea, Camarodonta, Strongylocentrotidae. The transcript is spliced from 5 exons. Gene Ontology annotation, molecular function: oxidoreductase activity.
GAAUCGUACAAGCACGCCGCCGCCGCGCACUAGUAACUCGAGUGACACUUCAAUUCAGCCAGAACAUUGAGUAUCUCUUUGGCCCGAGUGAGCGCAAUCUGAACUUCACCUGCUUUUCUACUGAGUUCUACUUGUCAAAGCCUGUUCAGCAUCUAUAUAAUGUCGUUCUCAAAGGUUCUCUUGGUAGCUACCAUUGGUGCUGUCUUGAUUGCUUUUAUCUUCAGAGAUAAAUUUGAUCCAGCAAGCAUCAAAGGAAAACGAGUGAUAGUGACCGGAGCAAGCACUGGAAUAGGGGAACAGAUGGCAUACUGGUAUUGCAAGCAGGGAGCUAGGGUUGUGGUCACUGCCCGCAGAGAAGCUGUACUGCAACAGGUUGUGGAAAAAUGCAAAGAUCUUGGAGCGAAAGAGGCCUUCUACAUGCCCCUGGACAUGGGCCGCCUGAACGACACAGAGGCGCUCGUCAAAGAAGCGGAGAAGCGCUUCGGUGGACUGGACUUCUUGAUUCUGAACCACAUCUACUCAAACUACAAUCACCUUUGGGGUGUCGAUCAGAUUGACAGGCUACAAAAGAUAAUAGACGUCAACUUCCGAGCAUACGUGGCUUUGGCUACAUAUGCUACGCCCAUGCUGGCUGAGAGCAAGGGAAGCAUAGGUGUGGUCUCAUCAGUGGCUGGACUAAUACCAGCGCCUUUAUACCCUUCAUAUAGUGCCAGUAAAUUUGCCCUCCAUGGAUUCUUUGGGUCUUUACGCCACGACUUUCACUUCCAACAAAUGGACAUUUCUAUUACAGAGCAUAUCAUUGGCCCCAUCAAUACAACCAAUGCAGUGAAGUUCUCCAAGGGUAUCUUUAAGCCUGAAAUGUUCUCUACCACUGCUGAAGACACAGCAUACCGGAUCCUAGAAGGGACUGCCAUGAGAGAAAGGAUUGUUUUUUUCCAAGAUGGGUUCAGCCGUUUGUGAUGGUUCGGGAUCUCCUUCCUGGUUGGGUAAUAGACGCAACAAUGAGAAGUGCUAUCACGGACCAGGCCAUUGAAAACAUAAAAAAUAACCCCAGGACUUGAUGACAGGUCUUACACCUAUCCGCUCAUAUCCAGAAAAGGUGGACAAACUCCAUUGGUUUUUUACGUUAAUGCAUGUAAACAAAAACAAAUUUCCAUUGAUAUGGACAAUAAAAACAU